This is a messenger RNA of Naumovozyma castellii, 1023 nucleotides long. It is a transcript of the gene HEM2, whose product is annotated as porphobilinogen synthase HEM2. Bases 1 to 1023 code for a protein of 340 amino acids. Lineage: Eukaryota; Fungi; Ascomycota; Saccharomycetes; Saccharomycetales; Saccharomycetaceae. The transcript has a single exon. The record is from RefSeq and is a predicted model, not a curated record.
AUGCAUAAAGCUGAAUUUCUAGACAUCGACCAAACCGAAAUUUCCUCCGUACUCGCUGGAGGUUACAACCACCCAUUACUAAGAGAAUGGCAAAGUGAACGUCAAUUAUCCAAAAACAUGUUGAUCUUCCCUCUUUUCAUCUCAGACAAUCCUGAUGAGAGUACCCCAAUCGAAUCUCUCCCCAAUAUAAAGAGAUUCGGUGUGAACAAAUUAUCUGAGUAUUUGAAACCAUUGGUCGCUAAGGGAUUGAAAUCUGUCAUCUUGUUCGGUGUGCCUUUGAAAGCCGGGAUCAAGGAUGAGUUUGGUACCGCGGCAGACGAUCCAGAGGGACCAGUUAUUCAAGGUAUCAAAGUCUUACGUGAGAACUUCCCUGAUUUGUAUAUAGCCUGUGACGUUUGUCUUUGUGAAUAUACUUCUCAUGGUCAUUGUGGUGUUCUAUUACCUGACGGCACAAUCGACAGAGAGAGAAGUGUGGCUAGAAUAGCCGCAGUAGCUGUAAACUAUGCUAAGGCUGGUGCCAACUGUGUGGCUCCAAGUGAUAUGAUCGAUGGAAGAAUUAAAGAAAUUAAACGUGGUUUGAUUAAUGCUAAGUUGGCACAUAAAACAUUCGUUUUGUCUUAUUCAGCUAAAUUUAGUGGGAACUUGUAUGGCCCAUUCCGUGAUGCAGCUUGUUCUUCUCCAUCAGCUGGGGAUAGAAAAUGUUAUCAAUUACCACCUGCUGGACGUGGAUUGGCCCGUAGAGCACUAAAGAGGGAUUUGAAUGAAGGUGCUGAUGGGAUCAUCAUCAAGCCUUCUACAUUUUAUUUAGAUAUUAUGAGAGAAGCAAGUGAUAUUUGCGCUGAUUUACCCAUCUGCGCAUACCAUGUAUCUGGUGAAUAUGCUAUGCUUCAUGCUGCUGCUGAAAAGGGAAUUGUUGAUUUGAAGACAAUCGCUUUCGAAUCCCAUCAAGGGUUCUUGAGAGCUGGUGCCAGAUUGAUCAUCACAUAUUUUGCCCCAGAAUUCUUGGAAUGGUUAGAUAAUUAA